Labrus bergylta (ballan wrasse) is the source of this 1279-nucleotide messenger RNA. Its product is annotated as 3-keto-steroid reductase/17-beta-hydroxysteroid dehydrogenase 7. Lineage: Eukaryota; Metazoa; Chordata; Actinopteri; Labriformes; Labridae. Gene Ontology annotation, cellular component: endoplasmic reticulum membrane. Gene Ontology annotation, biological process: cholesterol biosynthetic process. The record is from RefSeq and is a predicted model, not a curated record. Gene Ontology annotation, molecular function: 5-alpha-androstane-3-beta,17-beta-diol dehydrogenase (NADP+) activity; 3-beta-hydroxysteroid 3-dehydrogenase (NADP+) activity; estradiol 17-beta-dehydrogenase [NAD(P)+] activity.
AUCACACCACUCGAGCACAUAGGCUGAUGCUUCUCAGCGGAAUGGGACGAUGGGUUGUACAUUCCCCGUUUUGCGGAACACUAGAACUGGUUUCAGACCUCGGACUGGUCCUGUCUUUGCUCCCAGCAGCUGCUAGCUCCGGUUAUAGACAUGGAGAGAACUGUCAUUGUCACAGGCGCGAACAGUGGUAUCGGCCUGGCCCUGUGUGAGAGGCUGCUGACUGAGGACAGCACGCUCCGGCUGUGUCUGGCCUGUAGAAACAUGCAGCGAGCCCAGGCUGCCCGCUCUGCCCUCCUCACCUCUCAUCCUGAUGCCCGUGUGGACCUGCUGCACCUGGAUGUGGGCUCUGUGCAAUCAGUGCUGACCGCUGCUCAGGAGGUCAAGACCAGGUACAGCAGGAUUGACUUCUUGUAUCUAAAUGCAGGAAUUAUGCCAAACCCUCAGGUGGACGUCAGAGCGUUUUUUAACGGUCUGUUCUCCAGAAAUGUGGUCAACAUGUUUGCUACAGGAGAGGGUCUCUUGACUCAACAGGACCAAAUCAACUCAGAUGGUCUGCAGGAAGUUUUCACCACCAACCUCUUUGGUCAUUUUCUCCUGAUCAGAGAGCUGGAGUCCCUGCUGUGUCAGGCAGGUCAGGUAUCCAGAGUGGUAUGGACCUCGUCGAGUAACGCACGCCGCUCUGCCUUCAGCAUCGAUGACAUGCAGCACAGAAAUGGGACGGAGUCCUACAGUUCCUCCAAAUACGCAUCAGACAUGCUCAGUGUGGCAAUCAACAGACACAAAAACAGUCAGGGGCUGUUCUCCUCUGUUAUCUGUCCAGGACUGGUGAUGACUAAUCUGACCUACGGCAUCCUCCCCUCCUUCUUCUGGACUCUCAUCAUGCCCAUCAUGUGGCUGGUCAGGAUCUUCACUAACACAUUCACACUCACACCGUACAAUGGAGCAGAGGCUCUGCAUUGGUUGUUUCUUCAAAAUCCCGAGUGUCUGGAUCCCAGAGCAAAGUAUCAUAGUUUAUCUUCAGGACUCGGGAAAAGCUACACUCAGCCACGGCAGAUGGAUAUAGAUGAAGAAAUGUGUGAGGUCCUCUAUUCAAAACUCCUUGAACUUGAGAAAGACUUCAGAAGGACACUCAGUGAGAGAAAUGCUGGCAAGGAAGCUCAUGUACAGACAGCCGGUGACGAAGAGAAGUGAUGUUUUUUUAAAUGAAAGGUAUUUUUGAAGGUGCAUGUGCAAUGUGUGAUGAGAAACAAUAAAAGUGCUUGUCGGGUGUACCAUUGAA